CUUUGGCGGCGGAUUCAAACGUUCGGGCUGGGGUAUCGGGCCUGAAGGAGUGUCCCUGCGGCUGGGUGCUUCCUGCUGUCCGUUCGGGUGUGAAUUUCAGUGCGGUGCCAGGAGGAUCUUGGUAGCGAAGGCGGCUAGUGCCUGAGGGAGAGAAUGGCGCCCUCGACCACAGUCUCCCAGAGAAAGAAGAUAAAACGGAAGGCUCCCCGGGGCUUUCUUAAGCGCGUCUUCAAGCGACAGAAGCCUCACCUUCGUCUAGAGACAAGUGGCGACUUACUGGUGAGAUUCUGUCCCUUUUUUGGGUGGGAGUGGGGCACUUUCAAGGUGCACCUGAAUUGUUUACUGUUUGUUCAGCGUUUAGCAGAAGAGUCCAGGAUGAGUGCUUUUGAGAAUAAGUGUGGAGUCAUUAAAAAGGAGCAUGUACAGGCUGCAGCAAAGGUAAUUCUAAAGAAGAGCAGAGGUUAGAAGUCAAAGAACCAUUUUUGAAAAUUAUAUGAUGUAUUAUUUUAGGUGGUAACAGAUCUUGAAAGCACUUUUUAUAUAUCAGCUAAAUUGUAUAUUAAAAUAUUGGCUAGUUG
Messenger RNA from Puma concolor (puma), 578 nucleotides. The record is from RefSeq and is a predicted model, not a curated record. Lineage: Eukaryota; Metazoa; Chordata; Mammalia; Carnivora; Felidae.